Messenger RNA from Macrosiphum euphorbiae (potato aphid), 2544 nucleotides. The record is from the annotation of a GenBank genome assembly. Lineage: Eukaryota; Metazoa; Arthropoda; Insecta; Hemiptera; Aphididae.
AUGUCAGAGCAAAAACGUAUACGGUUAUCAGGAGCUGCAUAUCGAAAACAAAAAUUAAAACGUGAUGAAGAAAUUAAAAAAAACUCUGGUUCCUUUGAAAAAUAUUUGAAAAAAAAUAAUGAAGUUUUAAAUAAUCCAGAAACACAUUCUAAAAUUAUUUCAGAAGAACCAAAUACCUUAGAAGUUACUGACAGUUUAAAAGAAGUUGGUAACUCAGAACAAAUUUCCGAUAGCAUUGACAUUUUCAAUAAUGAAAUAAACAUAACGUUGGAAGAAAAUGCGAGUAUUAAAUCUAAUGAAAAUGAAAAUAACAUAUCUGACCCCGGGACAUGGCCAGCGAUUUUUUCAAAUUCAUUACGACUUCAAUUAGUAAAAACAGGUCCCAUUAAACCAAAUAAAGAUUUUAAAUAUCCUAGAGAUGCGUUAAAUCGACGGUUUCCAAUUUCAAUUUUAAGUAAAGAAUUAAAAAAUGGUGAAGUUAUAGAACGUACGUGGUUAAUUUAUUCUGUUAAAAAUGAUGUUGUGUACUGUUUUUGUUGUAAAAUAUUUAGUAGUGAAAAUUAUGCACUGACUAAAUUUGGCUGUAAUGAUUGGAAAAACGUACACAAUAUAGUUAAAGAACAUGAAACAUGCAAAAUAUAUUUUAAUUCUUUAAAAAAAUGGAUGGAACUGUCUGCUAGAUUAAAUAGCAAUCAAACCAUAGAUGCUGCCCAUCAACGUGUAUUAAAUAAUGAAACUCGGCAUUGGCAAAAUGUACUUGAGCGUUUAAUGGCAAUCGUUGAAUUUCUUGGUAAACAAUGUUUACCUUUUCGAGGUACAAACGAUAUUCUUUACGAAAACAAUAAUGGCAAUUUUCUCGGACUAGUACAGCUGCUGGCAAAAUUUGAUAGUGUUUUAUCAGAACAUGUUCGUAGAAUUCAAAAUAAGGAGAUUCAUAAUCAUUAUCUAGGUAAGGGGAUUCAAAAUGAAAUUAUACAUUUACUUUCUCGAGCAAUUAAAAAUAAAAUACUUGAAAAGUUAAAAAAUGCUAAGUAUUAUUCAAUAAUUGUAGAUUGUACUCCCGAUAAAAGUAGAGUAGAACAAAUGUCAAUAACUAUACGGUUUGUUGAUAUUAACCGAGAUACAAAAAAAAUAUAUAUUUGUGAACAUUUUCUUGGGUUUAUUCCGGUUGAUAUUACCACAGGUCAAGAACUUACAAAUGCAAUAUUGUCAGAAUUAAAAAUAAAUAAAAUUCCAAUACAGGAUAUGCGAGGACAAGGUUAUGAUAAUGGCUCAAACAUGAAAGGUCGUAAUUCUGGUGUACAAAAAAAAAUUUUAGAUAUAAAUAGUCGUGCUUUUUUUGUACCAUGUCAUGCUCACACACUAAAUUUAGUUGUAAAUGAUACUGCUAAAUCAUCAACUGGAGCAAGCAAAUUUUUUAUUCAAAUUCAAGCUAUAUUUGUAUUUUUAAGUGGUUCUACUCGUCGAUGGGCUGUUUUAAAAAAACAUAUAACACAAUUAACUUUAAAGCCAUUAAGUGAAACUAGAUGGGAGAGUAGAAUAGAUGCUAUUAGACCAUUCAGAUAUCAAACAGGUGAAAUAUUUGAUGCAUUAUACGAAAUAAGUCAGGAUAUAUCUUUUGAUCAAAUUACCCGAUUAGAAGCUGAAUCUUUAGCUAAAAAAAUAAAAAAUUUUAACUUUGUGUGUUGCGUUGUAAUUUGGCAUUCAAUUUUAAAUCAAAUAAAUCUAGCAAGUAAAGUGUUACAGAAAGUAACAUUAGAUAUAUCUGGCGCAGAAAAUAUUUUAUCUGAAACAAUUAAUUUUUUGAAAAAAAUUCGAUGUGAUGAGAGUUUUGAUAAAUUCUUAAGAGAUGCUGAAACCAUAGCUCUUGAAUUGGAUAUUGAGGCUUCUUUUAGGCAACAAACUUCUAUACGCCCACGAAAAAAGAAAACUGUGUUCUUUUCUUAUGAACAACCAGAUGAACCCAUAAUUAAUUUAAAAACUAAAUUUAAAGUUGAAUUAUACUUUUAUAUAUUAGACGUAGCUCUCAAUUCUCUCGAAGAAAGAUUUGAACAAUUACAUAACCACUGCGAUAACUUUAAAUUUUUGUAUGAUAUAAGUAGUCUAAAAAGUAUAACGAAAGAUAACAUUGUGAAAAAUUGUAUGGAUCUUCAAUUGCUACUAUCAGAAAAUGAAAAUGUUAGUAAUUCAGAUAUUGAUGCUAUAGAAAUGACAGAUGAGUUAGUAGCAAUAUCUGAGUUAUUAAAACCCAACAGUACUCCAUUAGAAGUGUUACAGUUUAUUGUAAACAAUAACAAUUUUGUACCAAAUGUAGCUGUAGCACUUCGAAUUAUUUUAACUAUGCCCGUGUCGGUCGCAUCUGGUGAACGGAGCUUUUCAAAAUUAAAAAUAAUUAAAAACUAUUUGAGGUCUUCUAUGAAUCAAGAAAGGUUAAGUGAUCUUGCUACAAUUUCUAUUGAAAAAGAAGUAAUGGAAAAUCUGGAGUUCAAAAAUUUACUGAUUGAUUUUGCCCAAGAAAAGGCUCGCAAAAUUAAUUUUAUUUAA